AUGGUAUUUAUAACAAGCAAUAGAGCUUCUAAGAUUACACCAAAAAGUAGUAAUAAAAAUAACAGAGAUAUGAACGAUAGUUUUGUUAGGGACACUGUCGCUAAUACUUCGUUAACAGUGGCAACAGACGAUGGGAAUAAGAAAACUAUUAAACCACACCUUAAAAUAGGUAAUAGCAGGCAAUGGUUUGAACAAGAUGAAAAAAGAGACACAGCAUUAUUAGCUAUAUUUCAAAAACAAUUAAAUAAUAGGAAUAGGAUUAUUUAUAGAGACGCUUUGAAAGAAAUGAUUGAUCAUUUUGACUAUCCAUUUAAAGACCAAUGUACUAUAUCGCAAAGAUGGAAGUAUCUCAGUCAGAAAAAUAAAAAGACGCACUUAAGCAUAUCUAAUGUUAGUAACGUCGCCCUUGUUGGUAACUAUAAUAUUAACAAAGAGAUCUUAGAAGGGGAAAUUUCUACCUCCUCGACAGAAAACGAACAAGAAGGAAUUACAGAAAGUAACGGUACACAAUAUAGGAAGAAGAGAUAUAGAAAGAAUGGGAAUAAUGAGAACAACAAAAACAAUAGAGACAUCAGUGUUUUUUCUAAUACAUUGAUUAAGUCAAAGCCUCGUACAGAUAAUAUUGGAGAGCCACCACUUCCUUUACGUCCACCUAACAAAAAACAUGGAUCAUCUGAAUUGAAUAGCGUAGAAACUUGCGGUAGACAAGGUACCAAUCUUGACUGUCCAACCUCUGUUAGCACUGCCACUAAUAUUAUCUAUAAUAACAACGUCAACUCUGAUGUUUUCACUGCUCCCACUACACCUGAGAGCAUUACAAAUAAUUAUAGAGAAGACACGCGUGAUAUUCCUGCUAGUAAAAGAAGAAAACUUCAAGAUACAGUAUUUUUGAACAACAACAACAACAAUCAUGAAGCUGCACAAAGCCAUAAUGAUGAUUCAGAUACGGAUGACAAAAAUGACGGUUAUGGUGCUUUUGAUCGUGAUCUUGCCAUAUCUUUUCUAAACAAUUCUGACGUAAAACGUUAUUUUGGCUGUUUAGUUGGUGAGAUAGUUGAAGAAAAGUUUAAUAAAAUGUUUGAAGAAUUAGACGAACGUAUUAUUGUUUUGUUUAACAAAGUUUUAAAAUCAGAAAAAUCGUUACAUAAGAAAAUCGAUGAUUUAAAUUGUAAUGUUGAAAGUAAAUUUGGAGUUGAUUGUUAA
Molecule: messenger RNA, 1203 nt
Organism: Saccharomycodes ludwigii
Lineage: Eukaryota; Fungi; Ascomycota; Saccharomycetes; Saccharomycodales; Saccharomycodaceae
Exons: 1
Coding region: 1-1203 (400 amino acids)
Source: RefSeq, a predicted model, not a curated record